AUGGCGAUGAUGAUGACCGGCCGUGUGCUGCUGGUGUGUGCCCUCUGCGUGCUGUGGUGCGUUGCCGGCGGUGUUCAUGCGAGGGACGUUGACACCAACGCACUGGGUGGCUGCAUGGCGUCGGGAGUGUUGGGUGAGAACGGAUCCCACAUGCCUGACGGAUGUAAUAAAACUGCGAUUACGGUGCCUUUGCGGUCAGUACUGCCCAUUACUGCCGUCGAAGCCUCGGCUGGAAAAGGUGGUUCUGCUGGUGCUACUGGUGCUUCUGGUGGACCUGGUCCUGGUGAUGCUGGAGGUUCUGGUGGUACACAGAAGAAUUCGAUUUCAAGUGAGACUUCCGACGCUGGUGGUAUCCAGAACAAUUCGCAUUCAAUGAAGACUUCCGACACUGGUGUUCCUCGUGGUGGAGAUUCUGAUGGUGGUUCUGCUGCUGGUGAAAAAGGCGGUUCUGGUGGUGGUGGCAGUGGAACUUCUACUGAUGGUCAUGGCACCGGCAGCGUUUCUUCUGGUCCUUCUGCUGUUCCCGCUCCUGCUCCUGCUGCUCCUCCUUCUGCUCCUGGUCAUUCUGGUGGUCCUUCCGCCCCUACUGAUGCUACUGGUGUUGACCCUUCAGCUAGCGGCAGUGAUGGUGAAGCGGGGUCCUCAGGCACUAAUUCAUCUAACACAACAGGAGAAUCUCCAACAGGAGAAUCUCCAACAGGAGAUCAGACGCCUGCUGCUGCAGAGGCUAACAACUCCACGCCAGCUGAAGGACCGGCAGGAACGACAUCCGGCAAUGGACACAAAGGACAGGAAAAAGAAGAAGAAGAAGAGAAAGAAGAAGAAAAUGAAAAUCAGCAGCAGAGUGAUGAAGCACAAGUCCAACAACAAGAGCAUGAACACCCCGCGGAAAACGGCGAAGAAUCCGCGAAAGAUAAAAACGCCCUUUGUACAAAUGCCACCGCAAAUACAGGCGACAGUGACGGCAGCACCGCGGUCUCCCACACCACCUCCCCUCUUUUUCCUCUUCUUGUUGUUGCGUGUGCGGCGGCUGCUGCGGUGGUGGCCGCGUGA
Molecule: messenger RNA, 1053 nt
Organism: Trypanosoma cruzi
Lineage: Eukaryota; Euglenozoa; Kinetoplastea; Trypanosomatida; Trypanosomatidae
Product: mucin-associated surface protein (MASP), putative
Exons: 1
Coding region: 1-1053 (350 amino acids)
Source: RefSeq, a predicted model, not a curated record